This is a messenger RNA of Carya illinoinensis, 2477 nucleotides long. Its product is annotated as zinc finger BED domain-containing protein RICESLEEPER 2-like. The record is from RefSeq and is a predicted model, not a curated record. The transcript is spliced from 3 exons. Bases 108 to 2234 code for a protein of 708 amino acids. NCBI's taxonomy places the organism in Eukaryota, Viridiplantae, Streptophyta, Magnoliopsida, Fagales, Juglandaceae. Gene Ontology annotation, molecular function: DNA binding; protein dimerization activity.
UUCAUAUAUGGAUUGCUUCUUGUACCAGUUUUAUAUUUGUGUGUGUGAGGCUGGAUGCAUUACUAAUAUCUUGAUUUUUGUGUGUAAUAUUAUAUGUCAGUUCAUAUAUGGAUUGCUUCGAAAGUGACACUCAUACCAAUUUAAGAGAUAAUGAGACGGCUACUCCUUUGGAUAACCGAUCACAAAAGGCAUCAAAUAUUAAUUUGUCUAGUGACACAAGUCUCCCUCCUCGUAAAAGGAGGGCAAAUAAGGACCCCUCAGUAGUGUGGGAUCAUUUCACUAAAAUAGAUGGAUGCCCUUUAAAUGACCCAAAAGCGGAGUGUAAUUAUUGUCACAAGCUUUACUCUUGUCAUCCCAAAAGACAUGGUACAUCAAGUAUGCUGCAACAUCUUGGUAUUUGUAAACAACAUCCUCAUAGAAUCAGAUUUACGGAUCAACAGAAUAUGAGUCGUGAUGGGCCUCUUGAGGGAGUUGGAGAUAGUGAUGUUAGUAACUCAGCAAAUGCACAUAAGUUUGAUUUGGAAACUGUACGAAUGGCAAUUGCUGAAAUGAUCAUUUGUGAUGAGCUUCCAUUUAGGAUAGUAGAAGCCCAGGGAUUUAGGAAGGUAUGUAGAUCUCUUGAACCAAGGUUUCAAGUGCCAUCUCGAACCACUGCAGCAAGAGACUGUAUUAAACUGUUUAAAAUGGAGAAGGAGAAGUUAAGGAAAAUUUUUAAGACGGUUGGGCGGGUUAGUUUAACCACCGACACAUGGACGUCAAUUCAAAACUUAAAUUAUAUGUGUCUUACUGCACACUUUGUUGACUCUAACUGGAAACUACACAAAAGAAUUCUAAACUUUUGUAUGAUCCCUAAUCACAAAGGAGAAACUAUUGGAAAGUGUGUAGAUUCAUGUCUACAAGAUUGGGGCAUUGACAAAAUCUUUACUGUUACAGUUGACAAUGCUUCCUCAAAUGAUGUUGCCAUUGAUUAUUUGAGAAAAUUUGUAGGAGGUCAUUUGUUUGAAGGGAAGUAUAUUCACAUCAGGUGUUGUGCCCAUAUAAUGAAUCUCAUUGUGAAUGAUGGGCUAAGAGAUUGUAAUGAUUCAAUCAUAAGGGUGCGCAAUGCAGUUAGGUAUGUUAGAUCAUCUCCCGCAAGAAUGGAGAAAUGCAAAAAGUGUAUAGAGAAGGAGAAAAUUGAUUGUACAAAAUUGGUAUGUCUUGAUGUUUCUACGAGAUGGAAUUCGACUUAUCUAAUGCUAGAAGUUGCAGAAACAUAUAAAAAGCCUUUUUUGCGAUUGGAGAAAGAUGAUGAUUCUUUUGUUCGUUAUUGUCGUAGUGUGAACUUGGGCCCCCCUAACUCUAAUGAUUGGGAGAGAGUUAGAGUAUUAAUAAAGUUUUUGAAGAUUUUUUAUGAUGCUACUGUGAGACUUUCUGGCUCUUUAUAUGUCACAUCUAAUUCAUAUUUCCAAGAGCUUUGUGGCAUACAAUCACAUUUGUCAAAAAUGAGUCAAAGUAAUGAUGCAGUGUUGAAAUGUAUGGCGGAAAAUAUGAAGAUUAAGUAUGACAAAUAUUGGGGAUCAAUUGAAAAGACAAACUUGUUGAUAUUUAUUGCUGUUGUUCUUGAUCCAAGAUGUAAAUUUAGUCUUUUGUAUUUUUGGUUCAAAAAGAUAUAUGGUGGUAAUUUAGUCGAAGAAAUGAUUGCAAUAGUGAAACACUUGAUGAUGGACAUUUACUGGGAGUAUAGUAUUGUGUAUGGGAGUUCAAGUGGAGUUUCCUAUUCUGAGCCUCAUUCCUCAGUUGAUCCUACUAUGAUUGAUUCUGAUUCUCAACAGAGUUUUUGGAUUGAGUAUGAGCAAGAAAUUAUUGAGUCUAAUUUGAUGAACAAAUCAGAGAUUGAUCAGUACUUAGAACAUGGAUGUGAGGCACGAGUUCCAAAUUUUAAUAUUUUGGAUUGGUGGAAGAUCAAUGAAGUAAAAUAUCCUAUUUUGGCAAAAGUUGCACAGGAUGUAAUGGCCAUUCCCGUUUCUACAGUUUCUUCUGAGUCAGCCUUCAGUGCAGGGGGUCGUGUGCUUGACCCAUUUCGUAGUUCACUAUCUCCAAGAACAGUUGAGGCACUUGUUUGUACACAAAAUUGGUUGAAGGAUCCAAUACCCAUUGAUCUUCGUGCCUCUUUGGAUAAUAUUGAAAGCUUUGAGGCGGAAUUAGAGUUUGGUCCAAAAUCAAGCUUUGCUUAUUAUGAUGAGAUUGAGGAGUAACUCAAGGCUUAUGCUCUAUAUGAAUGAUUCACUUGCAAAAUGGUGGAUUAAAAUGGAAUGUAGGUAGUAGCUUUGGAAGCCCAAGGAUGAGCGGAGGUUUUUGAAUUAUAAGGGAUGCAGGGGAAUUUUGUUGCUGCCUUCUCAAACUAUGGAAUUGGUUUUAAUAGGUUUUAAUGGCUUUAACAGUAAUUGUAUAGAAAAAGAUGUUUAUUUUGCAAUUUUUUUAUUGAUAGUUUUGUACUA